This is a messenger RNA of Pocillopora meandrina, 679 nucleotides long. NCBI's taxonomy places the organism in Eukaryota, Metazoa, Cnidaria, Anthozoa, Scleractinia, Pocilloporidae. The record is from the annotation of a GenBank genome assembly.
AUGGAACUGAAACAAGAAAGAGAUUUGUCAGUGGACAAGGCAACGGUUAAAUUUAAGGGACAUUCAAGGUAUGAAACAGCACAUGCCGAUGAAGCUGGUGAAAUAGGAAAUCAAAGUGUGAGUUUUAACAAAAGCAUCUGGCAGCUUUGUUAGUAAAUUUCAGGUGUAUACAGGGAAAAGACAAGAUGGCCUUGCAGAGCAGAACUUAGGUUAUCAUGUUGUUCAUGAUUUCUCACAGAACCUGACAGUAAAAAGUCACCAUGACUUUUCAACAACUUUUUCUCAGCUAUCAAGUUUGCGGAAGAUCUUUUAGAGGACGGUAUCUAUUCUUGUGCAUUUGAGAGAGCAGACAGCAAGGAACUUGUCACAAACAAUUGCAAUCGAUCUAGCAUACAAGGCAAGGAGAGGCAGUCUUUCGCAGAGAAACAAUGUGGUUGCAACAGUGUGGAAAGACAAAAAAAGUGUUCCAUUUCAUUAGCACUCAAAGCAAUCCAGUCAGAAAUGAGACAGUGAACCGUAUAGAGUGUGACAGAACAAUUAUUCAUAAGCAGUGUCCCUAUUGUAAAAAGCUACAAGAGAAGGGUAAGAAUUGAUCCACCUGAGCGGCUCCCCAACUAUUAUGCCAUUGGAAACAAGUCUUGAAAGUAGUACUUAUUUCUGGUUUUGUUUGGAUUUAGGA